GCAGUGAUGAACCUGUAACACGGCAUCGCCAAACACUUUGAGCAGUGUGAGGGGACGCGGGCUCAGCCGUCUGCAAUCCACUAUUUUGGGUUCAUACAUUGAUAGUGCAAGAUUUAGCGAUGCCAGAACCCCACCCGACGUCCUGAUGGCUGUGCAUGUCGACCACCGUUUGAAACAGCCUAGGCGCAACAAUCACCAGACAGCAGAAUUACCUUCUUCUGCCGCCUGCUCGAGCACCAAACCCAAUGGCGUGCCACCAGGACAUAGGGUCGGAUACCUGCAGUGUCAUCUCGACCCCAGACCCAUGGGCCGCGUCCAAAGUGAGGUUGUGGAAUCUGUGCGCUCCCCUCGAGUCCUCUGAAGCACCCAGCAGCACUCGAGGCCUUCGGCUCGGGUCACCCGACGCCUUUUGUGUUUCUAGCCUGUUCCUUGGUUCUUGUUGACACCAACUGGCUGCCUCUUUGCGCAGACGCUCCCGUGACCAUGGAUUCUGCUCGUCAACGUCGCCCGACUUCUCGGCCACGGAAUCCCUCGUGUGCUAGAUCGCAGCCAACAGCUCCAAGGACUUGGGAUGAGGCGCCAGUCACGGUAACGAUCCCGUCGUAUUCGAACAGACGUCACAUCACCGCCGCCCGGGAUGCCGCCUCAAGGAUGACACCGCAAGGCACAUGUACACCCGGUGCUUCUUUCAGCGGCAGCAGUCGGCUCCGGGCGCCAGAUUCUCAGGCUACGGCCCCACCAGCGGCAGCCAUGGAGGCGGUUGCUAGCAGCGACCGUGGUAAAGGAGCCAGGGCAGCUCCGUCGCCAAGUCCCGUCGCGGGCAAGUCUAAGCGAGUCCGCACGGGGUGCCUGACCUGCCGUGAACGUCAUCUCAAAUGCGACGAGGGAGCGCCCGAGUGCAGCAAAUGCCGGAGGAGCAAUCGCGAGUGCAGACGUGGGAUACGACUGAACUUCAUCGACAUCCAGGUCAGGGGCUCGCCUUGCCUACCUUCAACGGCUGACUGGUCAGUCCACAUCCUGGACGAGUCGCGGGUUAUUGCCUCCGAGUACCAAGGGGGACUCGGCCGCUACCCCAGCGUCACCGUGUCGCCCGAGGCGCACUCGGAAGUCAACGGCAGUGGAGAUCCGCCAGGUGGCUUGUAUCAUCCCAGCCAUGUCGGACACCCUCCACUUCUUGCGGCGGUAGCCUUUGCGGACGGCAGAUCGCUCCGGACGGCAAGCAUUCGGGGUUUAUCCGUGACUGCUCAAGCUGCACCUGGGUCGCCGUUGGGCGUUACCGAGUCUGCCGGACACUCUAGGUCGGGUCCUCUCAACGCCAGGAAUCCCGAUGAUCUGGGAGCCGCUUCACCUCCUGCCCAGAAUGCCGCGUCGCCAGCCCCGAACUUCCACGCCAGCGGUUCGCAUGACACCAGCCAGCACUUCGCUACCACAGCCAGCCUCAUGACGCCACCAAGCGAAGACAGCACCAGUGAACGGGACUACCUCAACACCGACGAAGAGAUUCACUUUAUGCAAGUUUUUGUCAACGAAGUUGCCAUCUGGAUGGACGCUUUGGACAAGGACAAGCACUUUACCAACGUGGUGCCAUAUCUGGCCCUCAAGCUGCCCAUGCUGCUCAAUGCGCUUUUGGCAUGCGGCGCUAGACACCUAACGCUGACAGGAGGACAUGACGGCGGAAAGGCAGAGUACUACUACGGCAUCGCCGCAGCACAGCUGUCACGCAGCCAGCAGGAAAGGGAUUGCAACCUCCCCCAGUGCACCCUGACGGCCGUUGUCCUCAACGCGUACGAUGUCAUGAGCGAGCCCACCCAGCGGACAGGUCGCAUUGCUCCUGCCCGCGCGCUUGUCCGCGACUGUGGCUGGGACGCAUCAUCGGCCGGUCUCGGGGCAGCUUGUUUCUGGCUCAAUGCUGGCAUGGACGUACUCGCCUGCCUCUCCUUCGGCUGGCCGACGGCGUGGGACCCGGAUGAAUGGGGACUCGACCUGGACUUCGCUAACAUGGGAGCUGAGCUCUGGGUGCACCGCAUCUUUUAUAUCCUGGCCAAGGUCGCCAACUUCCGCGUAAACACUCCCAGGUUCCAAGAGCCCUCGCCCCACGACGAGCAGGUCCGGCUUCAGAACCGAUUCGCCGAGUGGAGACGGCUCCAAAACAUGUGCAACGCCUGGAAUCUCAACUGCCCCCGCUCGAUGCGGCCGUACGGCUACUCCCCGGGCCCCUCGUCCAAGUCCCUGUUUCCCAACGUGUGGUACGUCUCAAGUCAAGCCUACCUUACCUUCCCAUUUUCACCUUUUCCAUCCUACAUUCACGGCCACUGA
Messenger RNA from Parathielavia appendiculata, 2316 nucleotides. RefSeq lists its product as uncharacterized. Gene Ontology annotation, molecular function: DNA-binding transcription factor activity, RNA polymerase II-specific; zinc ion binding; transcription cis-regulatory region binding. The record is from RefSeq and is a predicted model, not a curated record. The transcript has 4 exons. Gene Ontology annotation, cellular component: nucleus. Lineage: Eukaryota; Fungi; Ascomycota; Sordariomycetes; Sordariales; Chaetomiaceae. Gene Ontology annotation, biological process: positive regulation of transcription by RNA polymerase II. The coding region runs from base 484 to 2316 and encodes 610 amino acids.